AAGCUUUACUCAGAACAUUCAAUUUCGGCCCAAUCGAUUCUCCGGCGUUAGCAAAUCCUCCGUUCGCAUUUUCCGCUAUUUUCGUCCUUUGAAAUUGUUCUGAUGGAUGCAUGAUCAUGAGUCUCUGACUUCUGCAUUACUCAGGUGGUGAUUUCCCUUAUGUGUCCUAAACGCAUAUGAGUUGAUUGAAAGAUUGAUAGCUUCUUGCUAGAUUAGUAUCAUGGGAUACAAUCGGCAAAAAGAUAAGAAUGGUUACCGUAGUUCAUCAAAGGGUAAUGGCGAUGAUGGUACAUCAGCUAGGACAAGACCUCUCAGUUUUGAUGACAUCAUGCUUAGAAGGAAAAGUAAGGAAGAGGAACUGGACAUUAAGAACAAUUUUGUAGGAGCUGAGAGUGUAUCGCGUAAAGAGGACAGGCAUAAGAGGACUACUGAUGGUUUAGAACCUGAGCGAAACCGCUACGAUGAGUCAUUACCUAGUGCUUCCAGACAUACUUCGGAGGAUUCUAGGAAGUUAGCAUCAAGGCAAACAGAGAAUAAUAUGAUGGCUGAAAAAUUAGCUAGGGGUAAACAUAAAGAUAGUAGAGAAUCUGAAAUCAAAUCAAAGACAUCAGUGAACAAAGAUGUAAGCAAUAAGAGACUAGCUGGUAGCAAAACCGACAAAGAUUAUCUUGUCCGGAGAAGAAAAGAUGAGGAAUUUGUUGAUGAUUCUGGAAAUGAAACUGGUAAAAGACAUUCAAGAGAUUUGGCCCGGAAGGAGAGAUCGACAGAUAAAACUGACAGAAGACGCGAUGAGGGAAGAAAAGACAAAGAUCCUGAUAAGGAUGAGAGACAGUCAUACAGGAAGAGGAAAGAUAUGGAAGUGCCAAGUGAUGCUCCUCUGGAUGAGGCUGAGAAAAGGCAUUCAAGAAAUUAUGGACGGAGAGAUAGUGACAAAACUGAAAUAAAGUCUGAAUCAGGUAGAAGGAAGCACCGAAGUGAUGACGAGGAGAGAAACAGAGACAAGAAUGCCGAUAAAAAACACAGUUCAUCGAAAGUUUCUGAAGUUACCGGAAGGGUGGAAUCUUCUCGGGCUCAGCUGGAGGAAGAAAGACCAAAGAGAAGGCGGUCAAGAAGUCGAGAGUAUGAUAAAGAUCGAGGUAGAAGGUCUCGUUCUGGGUCACCAAGAGGACUUAAGCAUUCAUCUCAUGAUCACAGAGAGCGUGGUGAGUUUUCCUCGCAUUCUUCCAAAGAUAAAUCUGGAAGAUCACAUUAUGAUCUGGAUAAAAAGAUAUCCAGCAAUGGUUCAGAUAGCCACUCCAAGCGCCAUGCAGAAUCUACAAGUGGGCUUGGGGGCUAUUCACCAAGAAAGAGGAAAUCAGAGGCUGCUGCUAAAACUCCUCCUCCAACUAACCGCUCUCCAGAUCGGAAAAAUGCUGGGUGGGAUCUACCACCUGCAUCAGCUGGAAGUAAUGUUACUGGUUCUGUUCCUUCUAGCGUUCAGUCUUCAAUGCAAUCUGUAAUACCAAAUAUACAUCAGCUCUCUAGCGUGGUUCCUGCUAAUACAUUUACAACAAAGACUGCUGGCGUUUCAUAUAAUUACUUAUUUUCAUCUAUACAUGCAACUGAUUCGGUCCAGCUGACACAAGCAACACGGCCUAUGAGAAGGCUUUAUCUAGAAAACUUGCCAAACUCCGCCUCUGAGAAAGAUAUUCUGGACUGGAUUAAUCAUUCUUUGCUGUCUUCAGGAGUCAAUCGCAUUCAAGGAACACUACCAUGUAUCAGCUGUAUGAUACACAAGGAUAAGCGCCAAGCUCUUCUAGAAUUUUUAACCCCCGAGGAUGCUUCUGCUGCACUUUCUUUUGAUGGCAGAUCCUUCUGUGGUUCUAUUCUUAAAAUCAGGCGGCCAAAAGACUUCGUCGAAGUGGCUGUAAAAAACAAGGUGUCCAUCUUUAUCAUAAAAAAGUCAAGGUCUUCAUCUAGUCAAAGAGUAGGACGCAUGAAGAGGUUUGACUUGUCCUCAAUGCUUGAAUGAUUGUUCAGUGUGGAAGAUAACCUCUGUGAACGGGAUACCAAUCUCAUAGAGUCCCUUAGCAUUUGUUAGCAGUAAUAUAGGCACCAAGAUUAGCAGCAACAUAGGCACCAAAAUUUUGGUAUAGCAUAUGUUUAAGAUGUUAUUGAUAUGAAAUCCUUCUGAUCUUCUCUAAUAGUACCCUCAAUAUCUUUCACCUCCUAUAUCAGAGCAGGGGAAGCUGCACGUCAUUUGAUCAUCCGUUUAACUGGAUAUUGGAGGAUGAUGAUGGUGGUUUCCACUGCAUAAGUGCAAAAGGGAUGAUAUAUAGUUGAGUUAUAUCAAAUGAAGUGAAAUAAAGAAAUAUGGAAAUUGUGGUAGGGCAGUUUUGUUAAUAUGGAACAUUGCCUGCAUGUUGGAUCUGCAGC
This is a messenger RNA of Nicotiana tabacum (common tobacco), 2415 nucleotides long. NCBI's taxonomy places the organism in Eukaryota, Viridiplantae, Streptophyta, Magnoliopsida, Solanales, Solanaceae. The record is from RefSeq and is a predicted model, not a curated record.